This is a messenger RNA of Thermothielavioides terrestris NRRL 8126, 2287 nucleotides long. RefSeq lists its product as uncharacterized. The transcript is spliced from 2 exons. The record is from RefSeq and is a predicted model, not a curated record. Bases 290 to 1750 code for a protein of 486 amino acids. Lineage: Eukaryota; Fungi; Ascomycota; Sordariomycetes; Sordariales; Chaetomiaceae.
CCGCAGGCGCACUGCGCUGCAGCCCGCGGCACGACCCUGCACCGCGCUGCAGUCCUGCAGUCCCCGGCACGGCAUGCCGGAGCUCGGGCCAGUGCAAGCACAUGCCGGCGACCCGUUGAAGCUUAUGCAUACCAGCCCGGUGCUUGCAUGACGCCUCGGAGACGCUUCUAUAAAAACACCAUCCACAUCCCCAAACGUCCGAGCUGGAAAGGAAUCCCACUUUCUCCUCACAAUGGUUUCCAGCACCCCUACACCAGCCUCAGCAAGUACACCGCACACACAACAUACGAUGGCUCCUCCUCAUCCGACAAGGAAACCCUCGAGCCAAUCUUCCUCCAGCCACGGCUCUCGGGCCCGGAGGAGCAACGACUCAUAUGCUUCACAAUCUACCGCCCCUACCUCACUUUACUCUUCACCCCGCCCCUCAGACCUCAAGACCUCGGCACAAUCCACGUCCAGCGGAGCCCGCUCUGGUGCUGCUAGCCACGAACGGGACUACGACUCGCGUGACGAUGUCGGUCCCGACACUUCGCUCUACCCCCGCUCAUCCCUCGACUCGUACGCCUCUACCACGGCGUCGCGCGAGGACUUGGCCUACUUGGACAUGGACGGGCGUCCGGACUAUGACGACGGUGCGAUUCCGCCCUUGCCCGAGUACCGGUGCGACAUUGUCGAGCCCAACGUCCGCGUCUCGACCCCUCUUCACUUUGCCAGCCUGUACCCCUCCCUCAACCGCCUGACAAUACGGCACGACGAGUACACCACCGACGGGAAUAUGAACCUGCGCAUCGACACGGUGCUGACGGACCGCAAGAGGACCGCCGUUCAGCUGUUCCACCUGCGCAUGUACGACCUAGCCAGGCGGGAGUUCUCACUGCGCCGCUAUUCGCGCGACUCGGGUCGCGAGGUCUGCAAUUCGAAGCGCAAGUUCAUCGAGCCCGCCCCGGCGAGGCCCAGGACAGCCGAAGAGAGGCCGACACUGAAGCGGUCCAUGUCGGCCGCCCUCAGCCGGCUUGGUGGUGGGAAGCCGGCCUUGCGCCGGGCGACAUCAAGCAUCGCGGUGCCCGGCCGGCCCGGCACCGGCUACUCGACUUGCGCUGGCAGUGAUGAGCUGCAUCUCGGCGGGUCCAACCUGUCUCGCCUCUCGCUGGAGAGUCGUCUGAUGCCCGGCAAGGCCCGGCGGCCGGUGCCGACCAACACCAUCAAGCUCGAGUUCAGCAAUUAUGCCCGCGUCGACGUUACCCGACGCGGCGGCAAUGGCAGCAAGCGCUACGACUUUGAGUGGUGGGGCCAUCGGUACAGCUGGAAACGCGCCGUCCACAAGCAGCUUGGCCUGGUGUCUUUCCACCUUGUGCGCGACGGAAAGACGGGUGCGCCGGUCGCGCACAUCGUUCCCGAGACAAGGUCACCGAGCCAGAUCCUGGCCGACGAGAAUGCCGGCGGAUGGGUUCCGCCAUGUUUCAUGUGGAUCGCGGACAAGACCGUUGUUGACGCUGUCACGGAUGUGGCUGACGUCAUCAUGGCCACGGGUCUCAUUGCGCUCGUUGACGACUGCAUCCGGGAGCGAUGGCAGACCAAGAAGGCUCACCGCAUCCCAAUGCCGUUGACCACCAAGACCGUCAACCUGGACGCCGUCACCCCGAAAGCUAUCAUGCAACAUGUCUUCGGCCGCCGGAACCCGAACAACUAUCAGCGGCCCCCAACUCCGGCCAGCCCGCUGCGAUAUGCGGAAGCUGCUACGGCUUACUAGAUUCCGGGUAACCCGUGCGCUCAUACUUUCGGCGGCACCCGGCGAGCCGGAUGAAGUUGGAGCCGCUGCGGCCCACUCAGGACCGAGCCCCUGGUUCUGUGCCACGUGUUGCUGCCCAACCAGAGGUCAACACUUUCCGAGUCACUCAUCUCAAGUUUCAACCUCCCAAAGUGUGGUACUUGUUUUGCAGGCGUUAUCGAGCACACUCUCUGCUUUUCACUUUGUCCCUCGCGAUCUGGUUUCGCGACUUCAUCCUGGACCUCUACAGUAGGUUGCGGGGCUUCGUUUUUUCUUCCAAAAGCCGUUUGCUCUCAUUCUUCUUCUGUUGUUACUAUUAUCUUUCUACCCUGCCGCGUAUUUCUCAAAGAUUGCUACGGUCUACAGCACUCUCCUGGAACAGGGUUGCAAAUACAGUUAGCACUUGUUGGUGUUGCGUUGGGUUAUCGGAACGGAGCAUUGGGCGGUGCAUGGGACGGGGUGGCGAGGAGUUGGUUGUUUUCACGCUCUUCCUUUUUCGUUUCUCCCACAGGCAUUCUU